CGUGGAAAAGUCUUGCGUGUGAAUGUGUGUACACAAAAUUCCAAGACUGGAAAUUCCUAUUUUGUAAUGGAGUCAUUGUAAAUUGUCGGAAUAUUGUGAGUGUUUUCGUCGUAUUUGGAACCUGAAACGUAAAUGACAUAGACUAUGGUGUGAACUAGGUCAGCGAAGAGUUCACCCAGGAUGCCUAGCAAGGUGUAUUCUCAGACCGCCCGGUCUGGGCGGUCAACAAGGUCUGCUAAAUCGGCUCGUUCAGCUCAUUCUUCCAGACCACCACCAAACACUGGCAACGGCAAACUGACAACCAACUCAAGACGUUCCUACAAACGUCCUGCAUUACCAAUGCCUGUAAACAAUCGUCAUUGGCCUGAAGAGUUUGGCUUCACAAUCGCUGGUGAUGCACCAGCGUAUAUUAUAACUGUUCAACAAGGCAGUCAUGCCCAUUCAGCUGGUUUACAACCAGGGGACCAGUUGGUUGAGUUGAAUGGUAUAAAUGUGACACAACGCACAGCGCAAGACAUCCAAGGUAUCGCAAAGCAUUGCCCUACUGUACCACCAAGUAUUGUGGUUGUCUCUUGUGUCAAGACAGUGGAAAUAUUGCGUGAUUCUAAAGGGCGCUUUGGAAUGACAGUGAUUGGGGCAGGACCAGUGUAUGUUGAAGUAACUGAACCUCAUGGUACUGCAGCUCAAGGAGGUUUAAGACCAGGGGACAUGAUUCUUGAAAUAAAUGGAUUACCCAUAAGACACUCUGAUGACACUAAAGUAUUUGUACGAGGAUCUCGAAGACUGAGGAUGCUUAUUAUCCCUGGUGCUGGUCACCAGAAUGUUCGUAAACUCGCCCAGAAGUUUGAAAUACAAGCUAAGGAUCGGUCAACAAGGGCGGAGCAGUUCUUCAGAAAGUUGGAUGGUGUUUUCUUUGAUGAUCGACCACGAAAAGAUGCCCUGGUUGCAGUAUUGAAGCAAUAUGCUAAAGACAAGAGGGUUGAUCAUUUUGGCCGUGCUCUGGCUACUCUUCUUACUACACCAUCACAAAGAUUACUCUUUGAUGAUAUCAGAAUAUUCGUCCCACCAAAACACCGAGAGAGAUUUGACUUUAUGGUCACUCAGGGUGCCCCCAGUGCAGGCAGGAGAGUGGUUCAAAUUGACCGAACUGGUGGUUCCUUUGGUUUCAUGCUGGUUGGCCAUAGUCCUGUCACUAUUGAAUCUGUUGAUCCUAGUGGUCCUGCUGAGAAGGCUGGUUUACAUCCUGGGGAUCGUAUUAUUAGACUGAAUGGACUUGAUGUUCGAAAGAAGACUCAUGAUCAACUGAUUGUAUUAUUGAAAGGCAGUGGGAGUGCACCAACAAUAGCUAUAGAGUCUGGACAACCUAUCCCAUCAAGUGGUUAUUCAAGUGCUCCAUCUGUUACAACCCGUAGCACAGCUCGUAGUUUGACCACAGCCAGUGAAGUAUCUUCAGUUUCUAAUUGGCUCUCUGAAUCUGUCCAUAGUAAAGGACAAGUAGCUGAAUUAGGAGAUGUCAAAACAGGUCCUAUGUCCAGACAAGACUUGUAUGCUGUGGGAAGAACCUUUAAGGAAAUGAUGGAGCAUCAUCUUACUGGUCAGGAAAGGAAGAUGGUUAAGAGAGCUUUACAAGAGUAUCAUCAAUGCAGAAAUCUUGAUGGUUUGAUAGUGGAGUUAUUUCCUGUGCUUGAUACCAACGCUAAGAGGACAUUGUGGCCUUACAUCAUCCAGAUCCUACCAGAAGAAGAGCAAGAAGUCUGUAAGAGGAAAGUCAUUUAUCUUAUCGAUCGUCAUGCUGCAGAUGCAGUAUAUGGUGCCCAGGGUCAAUGGUGGAUGCGUCCCUCCAAUGGACAUCCUGAAGAGGCAGCCUCUUUACGCUACACUAAAUCUCCAUUUAAUCGAGGGGCUAGUUAUGAUGUUGCACCUACUACUGGGGAUAUUAUAUUUGGAAGGAGGGAAGAGGAUUUCCAAUCAGUGGCUGAUGCAACUAUGCUGCUAGAACAAGAUCAAUAUGAACGAGCUAGAAGGAAUCAUCGAUUUGAUUUUGAGGAACCACCCCAGUUACUUAGCAACCGCCGAACAGACCUAUCCUAUGAUACCCGAUACCCUCUUCCCGACUCAAGUGUCAUCUCAGGGAGUCGCCCAGAUGACAUAAAUGACUCUUACCCAGUCCCCUCCUUCCCUGAAACACCUGGCUACCAUCCUCAGCGUAGAUAUUCACGCCAAUAUUCACCCGACUAUUAUCAGUCAGAUAAUUGGCCAAGACAUGAACGUCAAUCUAGACGUGAUUAUAGCCAAGGUGAAUCAAGGCAAAGGAUGCCACGACCACGUAGUAUGGGUGCAUUGCCAAGAGCGCAUAGGGAGGAGAGGCAGAGGUUUAAAAGUCAAGAGCGCCCUCAACAUGUAAGACCUCGUAGUGUUGGUGAAGCCCCACAGCAUUACAAUGAUGACUAUUACGAUUCAAGACGUCAUCAAUCCAUGGCAUACUACUACGGUACAGGACCAAGAAUUCAUGGUCACACAGACGUCUUAUCUGGGAAUCCCAAUGUAUACCCCAUACCAAAGGAUUAUCUUGGGGAUGAUUCUCUGGAUCAAACACCAUCGUCCCCAUCAGAUGAAGCGACAUCAGAGGGACAAUCCAAGGUUCUUCAUGGCAUGUAUUUGCCAGGAUUCAGUGAAGAUGAGAAUGAAGAGACAGAUUUGACUGACUAUCCCUCAGUGAGUGAGGUUUCUUAUUCUCAUCGCCACCAUCGUCAUCCUCAUCAUCAUAAACCACCUCUACAUCCCAAAGAACCCUCACCCAAGCCAAAACCUCGUCAUUCCAAGUAUUCUCCGAAUGUUGGGUCUGAGGCUGGCCCGUCUGCUCGUCGCCCUAGUCAUGAUAGAAGAAAACGAGGCAGUAUUUAUACCGUAAAUCCUGAGCAGCUUCAAGUGGUGACAAGCAUGCUGUCAGAUGAAGAUUCCGUCUCAAUUCAAAGUUCUUCCAGACGUCAGCCACAUCACUCCUCUCCUGAUCAUCCAGGAUUUAACGCUAAUAACAACACAUCCCUCCUGAAUGGUCGAAUGGUUCAACACUUCCCUGGUCCUUCAUCUAUUACAGUUCCUCCUGAUGCAAGAUCUGGGUAUGCAUCAUCUGUAGAAGGAGGAGAUCAUUUAAGACGUGGUCAAAGACCUGUUACUUCAACCCCUCAUAAUGGACGCCCUGUCUCCCCACCUGCUAGUUUUAUCUCUCAUGCCAGUAGCCGCUACUCGCUAUCAUCUCAUCAUUCAAGCUCACGAGCUUCUGUCUUGAUGAAUGGAUCACCUCCACAGAGACCCACUGCCCCACCACCCCCUCCUCCCCCUCCCCCACCUCCCCCUCCAGCUCCACCCACUCCUGAAAUCAAUAAUAAUAACGGACAGAACUGGCCAGCUGGAAAGAUGACAGUCAAGAGAUUAAACUGGGAGAAAUUACCUGAUACUGAGAACACUGUCUGGAGUGGGAUCAGUGAAACUGAAGACUAUCUCGCUGAUGUUAUUCAGCAUCUAGAACUGGAAGAAAAAUUCAGUGUCAAAAACAAAAAGAAAGUUUCCCCCAAAGAGAAGAAGCCUCAGAUUGCUGUGAUCAACCAUAAGAAAGCUCAUAAUACAGCCAUUUUACUUGGUCAUCUUCGACUGCCUAUUGCUGAAAUCAGAGCUGAGAUUCUAGCGAUGAGUACAGAGAAGUUUUCCCAGUCCCAUUUGGAGCAGAUGGCUCUCUAUGCUCCAGACGACCAUGAGAUUGAGAAGCUGAAACACUACAGUAACAAGGUUUCUCAGCUGACUCUGCCAGACAAGUUUGCAUACGAGAUGAGCCAGUUGCCAGGUUACAAGCUGCGUAUUGAGAGCUUGUUAUUUAAGUCUAGUUUUGAUGAGAAAAUGGAAGAGGUUUCUAAGUUGCUGAAGGUGAUAGAGAAAUCUGCGGUGGAGCUUCGAGCGAGCCAGAAACUCGCUAAAGUCCUUGAGUUGGUGUUAGCGAUGGGAAACUACAUGAAUAAAGGAAACCAGAGAGUGGCAGGAGCAACAGGAUUUAAAAUCACAUUCCUGACUGAGUUAGAUACAACCAAAACAGCAGACAAUAAGUCUACAUUCCUUCAUGUUGUUGCUAAGGCAGUAUAUGCUAAUGUUCCAGAGGUCAUAACCUUUGGAGAUGAGAUCCCUAUGGUACCUAAGGCUUGUAAAGUGUCUCUUAGAAUGGUUAAUGAUGAACUUCAAGAAAUGAAGAAUAAGCUAGAGGACUUAAUAGAUCAGAGUGAGCAGCUUGAACCAAGAGAAGAUGAAGAUCUACCUGAGGAUAAAUUCACUCAAGUUAUGAAUAGUUUUAGUUGUGAAGCGAGAGAUCGUCUUGCAGUUACUGAGAAUCUUCACAGUAAAGCUUAUGAGGCUUUCAAUAAAACAGCACAAUAUUUUGGCGAGGAUCCUGAAAGGACAGAAAGUGAUUCUUUUUUUGGAAUCUUCUCAGUGUUUACCACCAAAUUUGCGAAAGCACACGGUGAAAACUUGCAAAAAAUUGCAAAAUCUCCCCGAGAUGUUUAGAGAAGAAGGUUGCAAGCGACAUCACCAGUCAAGGGUUCAUCUGAUCUCUGUAUUUCAUGAACACACUUUCCUCAUGUAGAGUGGGAUGAUUAUUGUACAGCUUAGUAAAUCCAUAUAUCUUAAAUGCUUCAAUGGGUUUAGUGAUAUCUUAAAUGCUUCAAUGGGUUUAGUGAUGACAAGUCAUGACUAGGGUCAGAGUGCAAAGUGUCUGAACUCAAAGUAAAUGAAUAAUGAGUAACAAAACUGGUGUUUAUCAAAUGUUAAUAUUAUAAAUAUUAAUUAAAUGAUUUCCAAAAGACCAAUCUGCGUUUAUCUGCAGCAAGUUUGACAUACUGGUUUGUGGUUUAGUUUGUUGUUGAUGAUUAGAUGCAAGGCUAAGGAAAUUUACAAUGUAAAAUGGAUGACCUGUAAUUGCUAAAUCUGUGAAGUAAAGUUUGUUUAUCCAGGUGUCUUGCCCUUUGUGUUUGGCUACAUAUGUCAAUAUGCCAUGUUAAAUGCAUUUAUAACACAUGCAUUGUUUUGAAAAGUUGAGUGUUUAACCCAUUUUAAAUUAUGUGUAAAUUUGUACAGCCAUUUUUGUAAAAUCUAUUGUAAUGAUCGUGUGUUUGUGUGUUAAUGUAGCAUAGAUAUAUUUGCAAAACAUUUGCUGCAGGUUUGCUUUUAUUCUGCUAGUGUCCACGAUUUUAACCAUUUAAAGGUUUAAGCUAAUAUGCUUGGAAUAGGUUUUCCAUACCAAUUGAACUAAAAUCUGUUCUAGAAUUGCAAGGGUUGUGGGUUGGAAUCCCACUCGAGUAAUAUGCCUGUGAUAUUUGUUUUCACAGGA
Messenger RNA from Asterias rubens (European starfish), 5374 nucleotides. RefSeq names its product delphilin-like. Lineage: Eukaryota; Metazoa; Echinodermata; Asteroidea; Forcipulatida; Asteriidae. Gene Ontology annotation, molecular function: protein binding. The transcript has 25 exons. The coding region runs from base 181 to 4551 and encodes 1456 amino acids. The record is from RefSeq and is a predicted model, not a curated record.